UAAAGUAUUUUUUUGGGUGUGUGCUUUUCUUUUCUUUCUUUUUUUUAAUUGAACAACUCAACUGCCUUGCUAUUUGUCUUGGCCUACCUCAAUAAACUAUACCCAAAAGUUUCUGAAGUAAACCCUUCUUUGGAAAUUUUUUAUUAUAGAUCGUAAUCUCAAAUAAGCAUUCAUUUUUUUCCCUUGCGACUACGGGUAUAUAAAAAGGGGGUGUAAAGCAUAGUAUAUGCUCGCCGGCGAUGCCGACGCCGGUCAGCGCGGCGAGACAAUGCUUAACGGAGGAGGCCGCGCGUGCUCUGGAAGACGCGGUGGCCGUAGCGCGUCGGCGUAGCCACGCGCAGACGACGUCGCUCCAUGCCGUCUCGGCCUUGCUGGCUCUUCCCUCCUCAACUCUCCGGGAGGCCUGCGCACGAACACGUACCGGCGCGUAUUCGCCACGGCUACAGUAUCGAGCGCUGGAGCUUUCCGUUGGGGUCUCCCUGGACCGCUUGCCCUCUUCAUCGAAAGCCCUGGACGAGCCCCCGGUCUCAAAUUCCCUCAUGGCCGCGAUCAAGCGGUCCCAGGCGAACCAGAGGCGCCACCCCGAGAGCUUUCACUUGCAUCACCAAAUCGUUCAUGGCCAGCAGCAAACAACGUCGCUUUUGAAAGUCGAACUCAAGCACUUUAUACUCUCCAUUCUCGAUGACCCGAUCGUUAGUCGGGUUUUGGGUGAAGCGGGUUUCCGGAGCUGUGAUCUCAAGUUAGCGAUUAUCCACCCUCCGGUCUCCCGGUUUUCCCGGACGCGGUUCCCGCCCGUUUUCCUCUGUAACUUGACCGACUCGGACCCGGGAAGGCGUAGUUUCAGCUUGGAGGUUUCUGGGGACGAGAAUUCCAAAAGGAUCGGCCAGGUAUUACUGAAAAAGAGUGGGAAAAACCCGUUACUUGUCGGAGUUUGCGCUAACGACGCGCUUCGUAGCUUUACCGAGUGUAUAAACAAAGGUAAAGGGAGUGCUUUGCCAUCUGAACUAGCUGGGUUGUGUGUAAUCAGCGCAGAGAAGGAGAUUUCCGGCUUCGUCAAUGGAGGUGUGAGCGAGGACAAGAUGGGGUCGAAGUUUAAGGAGUUGGGUAAUGCUGUUGAGCAAUCCUCGGGGCCCGGAAUCAUCGUGAAUUUCGGCGAUUUGAAGGAGUUGAUCGAAGACGGUGCGUCGGGUGAAGCUGUGGGCUUUGUGGUUUCGCAAUUGACGAGGCUUUUGGUGCUUAACUGUGAGAAAUUGUGGUUGAUGGGUGCGGCGGGGACAUACGAGACUUACCUUAAGCUUCUGGGUCGGUUUCCGAGCAUAGAGAAAGACUGGGAUUUGCAUCCCUUACCCAUCACUUCGUUGCCUUUAAAGUCUGGCUUGAUGGGAUCCUUUGUUCCAUUUGGUGGGUUCUUUUCUACAACAUCUGAUUUCCAACUUCCAUUAAGCCGCAUAAAUCAAUCUUUUACACGUUGUAAACUAUGCACUGAAAAUUAUGAGCGAGAAGCUGCUGUUGUUCAGAAGGGAGGAUCGACUAUUUCUGUUGUUGAUCAGUGCUCAGAAAGUGUUCCUUGGUUGAGAAUGGCUGAACUUGACACGGGAAAGGGAGUGGAUGUGACAAAGACCAAAGAUGAUCCAGCAACAUUGAAUGCCAAUAUUUUAGGGCUGCAAAAGAAAUGGAAUGAUAUCUGUCAGCGUCUCCAUCAAGGGCAACCUAAAUUGGAUAUUUCCCAUGCCAGCUCCCAAGUCCCAUCUACUCAGGGCUUCCAUUAUACUGCAAAUAAGAAGGAGGGAAGCAGUAAAGAUUCUUCUACAAGUGAAAACCAAUAUGCAAGCCCAAGCCCCUGUAUGCCAACAGAAUUGCAAAAAAAUUUUCCAUUAGAACAGAACAUUCAAUUACCUGUGGCUUCUGAUGCUGAAAAUUGUAAUUUUCAGUUUUCUACGUACUCUAUACCCAAUAUAAAUCUGCCCCCCAACUGCACAUCAUCUUCAUCAGUCACUUCUGUGACCACAGACUUGGGGCUGGGAACACUUUAUGCAUCAACAAGUUCUGAGCCAGACAGUCCAGAGUUAUCAGCUCACAAAGAAUGUCUUCAGCACAUUUCAGGUUCCAUUUCUACCAGGGUUGAUGCAGUGAGGGAAAGUACUUUGCAUCAGAUUGCCUAUUCCUCCUCCUCCUCUGGUCCUAAUAUGGGAGGGCAGUCUGAUCUAAGAGAUUUUAAGUUGCUUUGGAGGUUUCUUGCAGAAAAGGUUUGCUGGCAAGAUGACGCUAUAUUCUCUAUUAGUAAAGCUAUAUCCCGCUGCAGAUCUGGUAAUGGAAGGCAUUGUAGCUCAAGUCUCAGAGGAGACAUUUGGCUUACUUUCCUUGGACCGGACAAAGUUGGAAAGAAGAGAAUUGCUUCAGCACUAGCUGAGAUAGCAUUUGGCACCAGGGAAAGCCUAAUCUCUGUGGAUUUGGGUUUCCAAGAGUCGGUUCACAAAUCAAACUCAGUCUUUGAACAGCAAGAACUAGAGCGUUCUGAUAUGGAGUUUAGAGGAAAGACUGUUGUUGAUUACAUUGCUGGGGAGUUAAGAAAGAAACCUCACUCGGUUGUCUUCCUUCAAAAUGUAGAUAAGGCUAAUAAUUUGGUGCAAAGGAGCUUGUCUCAGGCAAUCAGGAUAGGUAAAUUUACAGACUCCCAUGGGAGAGAAAUCAGCAUCAACAAUAUGAUCUUUGUGGUAACCUCAAUGUUAACAAAGCACAAUAGAACUUCCCUUUCAAGUAAGGAACCUGUGGAAUUUCCAGAGGAAAGAAUACUCAAAGCCAAGAGAUAUCAAAUGCAAAUUUUGACUGAAUAUGCUGCCGGGGAUGCCAGUAGAAGCAAUGGCAUGAAUGUGAGAGUAACCGCACAAAAAGGAAUGUCAAGUCUCUCGUCUGUAAAUAAUAAAAGGAAGCUCACUGAGACCUGUGACUCUGUGAAUCAGGAAGAAACCUUUGAGAUGCAGAAACGGGUGCACAUGUCCAGAUCCUAUUUGGAUUUGAAUCUGCCUGUAGAUGAUCUGGGGGAGGACGUUGAUAAUGGAGACUCUGACAGUGACUCUAUCCCCGAAAACUCGGAAGCUUGGUUAGAGGAGUUCCUUGAACAAGUAACUGAAAAGGUGGUCUUCAAACCGUUUAAUUUUGAUGCACACGCUGGGAAAAUAGUGAAGGAUAUAAGCCUACAAUUUCAGAGAAUGUUUGGAUCCGAUGCUAUGCUGGAGAUUGAUUAUGAAGUCAUGGUACAAUUACUUGCAGCUGCUUGGUUAUCAGACAGGAAUAAAGCAGUGGAGGAAUGGGUUGAGCAGGUUCUCUGCCGGAGCUUUGCCGAGGCCCGGCAGAAGUACAACCUCUCUGCUCGGUCUGUUAUGAAACUAGUCACUUGUGAAGGCUGUUUUGUGGAAGGGAAGCCUCCUGGAAUGUGCCUUCCUGCAAGAAUUAAUUUGAAGUGAUUUUUUGCUCACCAUGCUUCUUGUAAGUAUAUGUAUACUGUAGCUCUUAGCAUAUAUCUUCCGGCUUCUGUAAAGCUUUGUUUGGCUACAGCUAAAAUCCUAGUAAUUUUUUUGGGCAACCAUUGUGUUGUAAAGCGUCAUGUAUGCUAUCAGCAAAUAUAAUGUAUAAUUUUCUACCUGUUCUCCAAACAAACCCUUUGGUCCAUCAUUCUUUUCUUUUGAAAAUGAUAAUUAUCAAACCAAGUUGGUUCUUUCGGCCGGC
Molecule: messenger RNA, 3726 nt
Organism: Juglans regia (Persian walnut)
Lineage: Eukaryota; Viridiplantae; Streptophyta; Magnoliopsida; Fagales; Juglandaceae
Product: protein SMAX1-LIKE 6-like
Exons: 3
Coding region: 240-3464 (1074 amino acids)
Molecular function (GO): ATP binding; ATP hydrolysis activity
Source: RefSeq, a predicted model, not a curated record